Molecule: messenger RNA, 1758 nt
Organism: Gadus macrocephalus (Pacific cod)
Lineage: Eukaryota; Metazoa; Chordata; Actinopteri; Gadiformes; Gadidae
Product: mucin-2-like
Exons: 10
Coding region: 10-1413 (467 amino acids)
Source: RefSeq, a predicted model, not a curated record
CCAACUUCAAUGACAGCAGCAACAACAACUAUGCCAACUCCAGCUACCUCACCCUCAGUUCCAACUACACAUUAUUUUGUCACAGAAACGUCAACUCCAAUGACUGCAGCAACAACAACCAUCCCAACUCCUGAUGCAGCUCCCUCAAUUCCAAAUACAGAUUAUCUUGUCACAGAAACGCCAACUCCAAUGAUAUCAGCAACAAAACCUACGCCAACUCCAGUUAUAGCACCCUCAGUUCCAACUACAGAUUAUUUUGUCACAGGCACUGUCACACCAAGCUCAACCAAGGCACCCAUCAAAAGCACAAUAAUUUCUUCUGUUACACCAACCAUCACAACAGACGUAUCGGUUCCCACCCUAACUGAGGAUGUUGCUCCUGUCACUGUCACAACUGGAGCAUCUUCCAAAGCAGGCAGCACCAUGGGUUCUACCCAAACAUCUUCCAGUGCAUCUACGACCAGUCUCAUGACGACUACCAAUCCUCCAGCCGCACCAUCAGCUCCUGCUCCAACUUUUAGUGUGUCUGUUAUGUUAACACACAUUUAUGACCAACAAUUAUCAAACACGAACAGUCAGCAGUUUAAUGAACUGGAGUUGAUCAUUGUUACAAUGUUUAAUGGUAUCUACAGGGCAGAAUAUGGAUUCCUUUUCAUCCGCGUUAUUGUCCUUGGAUUCAGACCUGCCGGAGUUCGACGUAUGGCCAACACUGAAACCCUUUUGGAGCUUGUGUUCAAUAAUACGGCCCCAAGUGAAAGUAUUCCGCCAGCAGAGGAAGUUGCAAAUGUCUUGAGAAACGCUCCAGUGGACAACUCCACUGAUAGUCUCCAAUUUGAUGCAACCACUAUUGUCGUCGAAAGAGUUGUAACCACUACCACAACGAUUGCCCCAACAACUGCCCAACCACCGACAACAACUGCCCAACCACCGGCUACAACAGCCCAACCACCGGCUACAACUGCCCAACCACCGCCCAAUCAAACCCCGACCACUGCUACAGUAGCGUUGGCUAAUGUCCGCAUUGGAUUCCGUUCUGUCAGAGACACAUUUACAGCAGACCUUUUGAAUUCCUCAUCAGCAGCCUUCCAAGAUCGAGCCACAACCAUCACAUCUGCGCUCGAACCCUUGUUCAGAAGAGCUUUUGGUUCCUUCACUAGCUUGCAAGUGGCAACUUUCAGCCAAGGAUCGAUCAUCACCACCAUGGGCGCAAAGUUCAGUUCAGCUCCUCCUAGUGAACAGAUAGCCAGAGUUCUGACCGAUGCCGCAGGAACCAUCACAGCUUUUGACAUUGAAACCAACUCUAUUACUGUUAAUGGUAUAGUGACGGGUGGAGUCUCAAGUGGAAUGAACAAAAGCAGUGCCUUCAUCAUAUCUUCGAUGGCCCUUCUCUCAUGGCUACUCGUGUCAAGCUGAUCAUAGGACUUGGGUGUUCACUCAAGACAAACCCAAGACAACACAUAAGAACCAUUUUAACUAAGAAACAUUAUUAACCAUAUUAACCAUGUUAACCACAGAAUUAUAUUAACCAAGAUAAACAAACAAAUGAAUAAUAUAUAUUACUAAAUGAAUUGCUAUUUAAUCACAAUAGAGUACUCUAAUUAAGAUAUCAUGCACUUUGCUUGUAAACAAAAGACUAUUCUCUUAAUAAAAAGAUUAUGUUUGAAUGAAUGAUCUUUAUUGUCAAAGUACAGGUACAGGUACAGGUAAAUCGAAAUUUGGGAGAGCUCCCCCCUGGUGCUUAAUGAAAAAGAGGACAAG